GAGCUCUGAGCUAGCGACUCUCUGAGCUCUCUGGCUGUGUGUGUGUGUGUCAGUAGGCUGCUGUGGUGCCACGUUAGCCACCCUCCACCACCUCCACAGCUCCGUCAGCCAGCACCUCCGGUGUGCCUCGGCAGCAGUUAGGCUCUCCAGUCUCUGAGUGUCUCAGUCGGCAGCUGAGGAUUUCCUGCCCCUGCAAGGAUUCUCUCUCUUUCUUGCCAAAGCGGAGGGAGAAAGAGAGGGACAGAGAGUAAGACGGGAGGGGGAAGCGCGACAGCGGGCCAGCAGUGACCUUCGUGGUGUGGUGGCGAAGCAGAGGAGGAACCGGGAACGUGCAUAGGAUCCAUCAGCUUUAAGAGGUGCACUUUCCGUCUUUGAGGAGCAGUGAUAUGGACACCAGGUGUGGUGACGUCCAGCUCUCUGUGGGUGUGUGUGGGAUGUUGUGUCAGGGCUAAAGCCCGUCCCUCUCCCAUGAGCCUGUGUGCCCACACACACACCUGGCGCCUCCGCACACACCCGGCGCCCACACACGCACGGCACUGACGCUGUGAACCGGACCCUCGGAGCCCAGCGGAGCCAAGCGGAGCGGACUGUAGCCCAGUUGGAGCCUGAGGAUGUCAACAGAGACGGAGCUACAGCCAGCGGUCAGGCCCGGCAGCGUCAGACGGGACUUCAAGAGGAAAGGGCAGGAUCGCAGCGAGGCGGCUCUCAUCAGGCGUUUUAAGGGCGAUGGUGUCCGCUACAAGGCCAAGCUUAUCGGCCUGGACGAGGUCACCGCCGCCCGUGGAGACAAACUGUGCCAGGACUCGAUGAUGAAGCUCAAGGGUAUAGCAGCGGCAGCACGGUCUAAAGGAGAACACAAACAGAAGGUGUUUCUGACCGUUUCCUUUGGAGGGAUCAAGAUCUUUGAUGAGAAGUCAGGGGUCCUCCAACACCACCAUGCGGUCCACGAGAUCUCCUACAUCGCCAAGGACAUCACGGACCACCGAGCCUUCGGCUACGUCUGCGGGAAGGAAGGGAACCACCGCUUCGUGGCAGUCAAGACCGCGCAGUCGGCUGAGCCUGUGAUCCUGGACCUGCGGGACUUGUUCCAGCUCAUCUAUGAGAUAAAGCAGCGGGAGGAGAUGGAGAAGAAGGCCCAAAAAGACAAGCAGUGUGAGCAGGCGGUCUACCAGACAAUACUGGAGGAGGAUCUGGAGGACCCGGUCUACCAGUACAUUGUGUUUGAGGCGGGACACGAGCCCAUCCGUGACCAAUCGGAAGAGGGCAUUUAUCAGGUUCCCACCAGUCAGCAGAAGGAAGGGGUCUAUGACGUCCCAAAGCGACACCCAAAGAACGGACAUCAAAACACGCCCCUCCACCACCACCAUCCCCAUCAUCAACAUCAUCAUAGUCAUGAUCGGCCCCUCCAACAAGAACAAGCUGCGCUGCAGCAGCAGGCAGUGGCAGAUCUCAUAGACUUAGACCUGGAAAUGGUGACUCAGAAUAUCAACCAAUUAGAGAUUUUUGGAGACAUGUCCACACCGCCUGACAUCACCUCUCCAUCGACCCCCGCCUCUCCAGCCAACACCCUCGACCCCUCGCAGGGCCUGCUGCCUCCCACGGAACUGUUUGCUCCCUUCAAUCCUGCGUCUGUGCCCUCAGGUUAUGUGACGAUGGGAGCAGUACCCCCCGGCCACUGGUCCCAGCAGGCGUUUGCUGCCCAGACACCGCUGGCCUUCGGGGUCCAGUCUCCUCUAGGUCCGGUAGCCCAGGUGCUGCCAGGCGGCCAGCCUCUAAUCUGGGGCCAGGCCAACAUCUUCCCAGCCACCCAGCAGCAGUGGGCAGCCAUGGCGGCCGGAGCCUUCUCCCCCACAGCCUACCUCCCUGCCCAACCUGUGGGCACUCUGCCUGCCGCCAUGUUCCAGACUCUCACCCCCGUCACGACUGUGACUCCAGCUGGCGAGAGCCAUUCAGGUGCCGGAGCCAGCGCUGCAGCUCCCUCCCCUUCAGCGUCGUCGAGUCCGCAGCACGGGGAGAGGGCAAGGAAGAUGGGCAAGGAGAUGUUCAAGGAUUUUCAGCUGUCGAAGCCUCCGGCAAUGCCGUUGAAGAAGGGUGAACAGCCCGGCUUAGCAGGAACCUCCGAGGCAUUCAGCACUUACUUCAGCCGUGUGGGCACAGCCCAGGACACGGACGACUGUGACGACUUUGACAUUUCUCAAAUGAAUCUGACGCCAGUCACCUCUACGACACCAUCCACCAACUCACCACCCACCCCAGCACCCAGGCAGAGCUCUCCCUCCAAGUCCUCCGCCUCCCAUGUCAGUGACCCCCCCACCGACGCCACAGACCCCCCCACAGAUGACUCGUUUGGGGAAGCGGAGGGCAGCCCUAGUCGCAGUGGAGAGGAAGAUGCUGCGUGUGGUUCUGGGUCGCCCUGCCCCAGUGAGACAGCAGAGCCCAGCCCAGACCAGGCCAGUCCAGAGGCUGGGAGCUAGAUAGCAGCAGGGCAGGAAGGGGAAGAAGGACCCUCUCUAUGCCCAGAUCAACAAAGGGAAGAAAUAAAGAGACACACAGGAAGACAGACCUGACCAGCACUGAGAGAACAGGAG
Perca fluviatilis (European perch) is the source of this 2588-nucleotide messenger RNA. RefSeq names its product DAB adaptor protein 1a (gene dab1a). The transcript is spliced from 19 exons. The record is from RefSeq and is a predicted model, not a curated record. Gene Ontology annotation, biological process: lateral motor column neuron migration; ventral spinal cord development. NCBI's taxonomy places the organism in Eukaryota, Metazoa, Chordata, Actinopteri, Perciformes, Percidae. Bases 612 to 2474 code for a protein of 620 amino acids.